Molecule: messenger RNA, 480 nt
Organism: Euleptes europaea (tarantolino)
Lineage: Eukaryota; Metazoa; Chordata; Lepidosauria; Squamata; Sphaerodactylidae
Gene: GADD45G
Product: growth arrest and DNA damage inducible gamma
Exons: 4
Coding region: 1-480 (159 amino acids)
Biological process (GO): regulation of cell cycle
Cellular component (GO): cytoplasm; nucleus
Source: RefSeq, a predicted model, not a curated record
AUGACUCUGGAGGAAACGCACGGACAGGAGCCCAUGCCCGAAACGAGCGACAGGAUGCAGAGCGCCGGCAAAGCCCUGCAGGAGCUGCUCGUCUCCUCGCAGCGCCGCGGCUGCCUGACGGCCGGCGUCUACGAGUCUGCCAAGCUGAUGAACGUCGAUCCCGACACGGUGGCCUUCUGCCUGCUGGCGGCGGACGAGGAGGACGAGGGGGACAUUGCCCUCCAGAUCCACUUCACCCUCAUCCAGGCGUUCUGCUGCGAAAACGACAUCGACAUUGUGCGGGUGAGCGACGUCCAGAAGCUGGCCGGCAUCGUGGGGGCCGCUGAGGAGGCUGGGGAGCCCCGGGACCUCCACUGCAUCCUCAUAACGAAUCCUAAUGAGGAUGCUUGGAAAGAUCCAGCCUUGGAAAAGCUAAACUUGUUUUGCGAGGAGAGUCGGAACGUCAACGACUGGGUGCCCAAUAUCACCCUACCUGAGUGA